AACUUUUUUCCAUUAUCGUUUUCCCCACUUGGCCCCUUGCCCCUGUCUCGGCUUCGAAGCCCACUACGCCGUUUCCGUCUCGUGACUCGCGCGCUCACCAUCGCCGCCGCCGCCGCCGCCACCGGAACCCUACGAGACACCCCCGGCCACCCGGCCGCCGAUCGCGGUCCCCGCCGCCGCGCGCGGCGAUGGGGGCGGCGCAGCGGGGCCUGCUGCUCGACCGGUGGCGCCGGAUUCAGGAGGACGAGGAGGCGUACGAGGGCGGCGAGCCGUCCGCGGCCAACCGCCGCCGCCUCAACCAGGCCAAGGAGGAGUGGUUUUCACAUUGUUUCGAUUUUCUGGAAAGUCUGCCAAAAGAAGAGCACAUCUGGUGUGGACAUGCUGAUAUCAUGGGACCAUUUUUAGAAAUGUUCCAUGGUUACUUUGAUGAACAGGAAAACUCACUUGUUAGAACAGUAUGGUCACGGGUUUCUCAAGAACUGGGCACGUGCACACACUGUGUAUGUGAGCACCACCAGGCACAGGAAUCUCUUGAUUCUGAAUGUGGGUCUGGUAGUAUCGACCCCCUUCAGAAAGUUUUACGGCAUCUUGAUGAAGACAGGAUUACAAAGCAUCUUGAACAGAUCAAUGCAAUGAUUCAGCUUAAGGAAUAUGACCCUUCCUGUCAUGGUGCACAAGUUGUUUGCAUAAUGUUUGAAGUUAUGAUGUAUCCUGUUCUUUUAGAUGACCAAUCAUUGGCUAAUCAGUUCCAGAUAUUCAUUGAAACAAUUGAUGAAUCAUAUGAAGUGAGCCUUUCAACUAAUCAGCAAUAUCCUGGUGUUUAUGCAUUACUUUUCUUCAAAAGUUGUAAAGCUCGAGCAAUUGGGCUUCGCUUAGCCCGAUCCAUGGGAAAACUAAGGAAAGCGGUUGACUUGGAACCAUUGCAACCCUUGCUGCAAAAAUAUAUCGAGUUCUUGGAUGCUGAAGCUCUUCCAUCUACUUCAGAAUCUUCAAGACCUAGGGUGCAGCUCAAAAGGGCAGAUGUAUGGCUUGGAUUUAAAUCAUUCCUUGGGUUUCUUGAGGCGCCGGCUUUUGAAGAUGGAAUCUUGGAGAAAUACUCUAUCUUCCUGAAUAUUGUGCUUAACAAUGUCAGUGAUGACGGAUCUGAUCUAUCAUGUGCUGUUAGUUGUCUCAAAGCAUCUUUUGAAAUGCUUGGCUGCAAACUUUGGUUGAGAACAACACUAUCACCUAGUGUUAUGCGGAACACAUUAUUGGGUCAGUGUUUUCACACUCGAGUUGAGAAAAGUCACAAAGAAAUAUUCGAUCUCUUCCUCCCAUUUCUUCAGUCCCUUGAAGCGCUACAAGAUGGUGAACAUGAAAAGCAACGGAGGAACAUACUGUAUUUUCUUCUUCAUCAAGUAACUCGGAGUAGUAACUUCAGUGCUCUGAUGAGAAAAAAUGCUACGAAGAUUGCUCUUCUUAUUGUGCAAAGAGGCUACACAAUGAGCCCUCCUUGCCCAGCCUCGGAAUGCGCCCAUAUGUGGGGACCAUCUUUGAUAUGUUCAUUGAAGGAUACAUCCUUGCAUAGUUCUCUGCGGCAACCUGCAUUUGAUCUCAUCAAUAUUCUCAUAGUUUCUGACGCUUCUGCCUUGAUUUCCUUCAAACUGAAGUAUGAGUCCACCUCAAAAGGUGAUGCAAGAAGCUCUGUCAUAUUCAUCGACGAUGAUGAUGAAUUGCCUUUUGUUGAUGAUACUGUGGAAAAGGAGUAUGGUUGUUGGAAUGAUUUCAGUGUCCUGAACAAGUUGACGUUCCAGGGAUGCAAGGAUUGGACAUGUGUCCCUUUAUUAUGGUAUCUUGUGAUGGUUCAGUUGGAACCCUCUAAACUGCCUAUAGCUUUUUCGAAAGCAGUGUUUUGGGCUCUAUCUCAUAUUUCUGUUUUAGAGCCCGGGUUAGCUAUGGAGCCCUCAGUGCCUGUGAAUGAUUGGUUAUCAUCCCAUGCUGGAGAAAUCUCUUCAACGUUUUCAUGGCAAGUUCCAAAUGGUGCUGAUGAUGGUGGUGGUGGGAAGGAUUGCAUCAAUACUCUCAAGGUGUCAAAAUUUGGUACCCUGCUAAUGAGAAUAUUUAAAAGAUUUGCAAUUCAUGUCAUCAUGCAAAUUGAGCAAUGUGGUCUUCAAAAGCAAUGGACAUGGGAACCAAUGAUGUCAGAAAGCUUGAUUUUGGCACUAGUAGAUCACAAUGAUAGUGUACGGCAAGCUGGGAGGGCUGUCAUGGAACAUGUAUCCCAAGCUCGGGGUUUGACUUCUGGACUUCAAUUUCUGUGCUCGAGUGCAUCUUCACUGUCUGCUGUUUUCGUGGGUUUAAGAUAUGCAGUGCAACUGGUUCAAAGGCAGUCACUUUUGGCAGAUUUUCAUAGUCUACAUCACUUGUUUUUUGUCAUAUGUAAAUUAGUAAAGGAGGAUAUUGCUCAACAGCCUUCAGUUCAACAGCCAACAAAACCUUCUGAAGGUGGUUUCUUGCGUCAACCAUUUUCAAAUUUACCAGUAGCCCCAUCAGUACAUGCUGUAGACAUUAUUUCCUGGGAGAAAUUCAGCACUUUGCUUUCUGUAACUCUCUGGCCUUUUGUUUCCACUUGCCUGAGAAAGGGAGAGGAGCUAAUAAAUACCAAACAAUGUCAGAUAUCCUGCGUUCGAGUGCUUGAGUUGCUUCCCCUAGUCUAUGAGAGAGUCAAUUCAUAUUGCACUCAACCAUUCAGUAUGACGACAAUGGUUCCCGACCCUAAUGACAUCACAUGGCUUUUUCACUUGAUUAACUGGGGGAAAUCAUCUCUGCUUGUGAUCAGCAGACACUGGAAACAGUGCAUGCUAUCUUUGUUUAAAAUACUGAAGGAUUCACAUAGUGGCACCAUUCAACGCUACAUUGAAGAUCUUAGUGAUAUCGUUUCACAUGAUGUAAUUGAUAUGGAUGAUCUUAGAGGGAGAAUUUCAAAUCUUAAUCUUGCGGUAUUCAAGGCUCCCACAGUAGCUGAAAGGAGGGUUGCCGUCAGUCUACAAACCCCCACAAAUUCUACUGCUAGUAUCCCUUCUCUGAUUGGUCACACAGAUUUCAAGAGACAUACUGGCCGUGACAAUCUUGAGAUCAUGAAGCCCUCUCAUGGGUCAGACGUUGAACACAUAAUUGUCCUUUCAGACAGCGAAGACAAUUUGCCUACAGGUGAUGUGAUUGGUGAGGAGGUUUUAUCGUCAGUAAAGGAGAAUGACAGAUUCACGGCUUCAGAACUGUUGAAAAAUCCUUCUGAACAAAGAAUGCCAUUUGAAGAUAGACAUGUGUCUUCAAAACAUCAGAUACAUAGUGAUAUUAGUGCCUCCUCUAGACCUGUAUUGAUGGAAAACAGAAGCACACUUGCUGCCUCAAAAGGAUUAGGUGGAACGAAGACGCCAAAUGUUGCAGUCAAUACAAAUAAUGCUUCCUUUUUACCAAAUAAGAAAUCAUCUGUUAGUGCCACUUCUCAACCACCGCGUCCGAAUCCGUCAUCGAGUACAUGCAAGUUUAAGUCAAUUUUCAGAGAUAUAUCUGAUGAUGAAGAUGACCCCUUGGAGCAUGCGCUUGAUAAUUACAGAAGGCCACAAAUUCGUGUAACAAAGUCUACCAUAGUACUUCCUAAAAGGCAAGUAGUUCAACUUCAGUUACCUGCGGAAAGGAGACAGGCGUAUGGCAGACCGGAUACUAAUAUUCGACGAUUUAACCCUCCUAAAUUGGACAGCUGGUUUAAGAAUAUCUUGGAAAUGGAUUACUUUGCUGUUGUUGGGCUAUCAUCUUCUGAGAUAAAGAAACCUGCUUUAAAAGAAAUACCUGUAUGCUUUGAUUCACAAGCUCAGUAUGUUGAGAUUUUCCAGCCACUUGUUAUAGAGGAGUUCAAAGCUCAGUUGCAGAAUGCUUAUGUAGAAACCCCUGCUGAAGAUAUGACAUGCGGUUCUAUAUCUAUACUCUCAGUUGAGAGAGUUGAUGAAUUUCUUGUUGUUCGUGGCCGCGCUGAGAACACAGCAUCUGUCAAAUCUAAAGGGUGUACAGAGAAUGAUUUGAUACUGCUUACCAAGGAUCCAUUGAAAAGCACGGGACAGCAGGUGCAUGUGCUUGGAAAGGUGGAUCGGCGUGAGUUUGAUAAAAACAAGGCAUUAAUUAUUGUAAUAAAGUUCUUUCUCUCUAAUGAUAAUCCACGUCUAAAUAAAGUGAGACGCCUUCUUGUUGAAAGAAGUAAAUGGUUCUUGAAUCGGGUUAUGAGCAUGACUCCUCAAAUCCGAGAGUUCAGCGCUCUCUCAUCAUUAAGUGAUAUCCCAGUGCUUGCAGUAAUUUUGAAUCCUGUUUCACGUGCUGCAACCAAUCAUGAAUGUGGAAAAGUGUAUCUCGACAAACUUACACUCCCCAUGCGGAAAGUAUUGAAGUCAUCAUACAAUGAAAGCCAGCUCCAAGCUGUAAGUAUUGCCAUUGGAUCAACAGGCUCUAAAACAAAAUGUGAUCUGUCUCUUAUUCAGGGCCCUCCAGGUACGGGUAAAACCAAAACCAUUGUUGCGAUAGUGAGUGCAUUGCUUUCUGUACAUGCCGACAACUCUUACAACUUACCAAGAAAUGAAUCCCUAGCUAGUGCUGAGUUUACCAAGCCAAGAACAAAGAUUAGUCAAACUGCUGCAAUAGCUAGAGCUUGGCAGGAUGCUGCCCUUGCUAAACAACAGAUAAAUGAUUCACAGAGAGAAAACCCUAGGACAGAACGGCUAUCAAAAGGAAGCCUUUCAAGAGGAAGAGCUCUAGUAUGUGCGCAGUCAAAUGCGGCAGUUGAUGAACUUUUGUCAAGACUUAGUGAUGGAUUGUAUGAUGCUGAAGGAAAGCUGUAUAGACCAUAUAUAGUGAGGGUCGGUAAUGCAAAGACAGUUCAUUCUAAUUCAAUCCCUUACUUUAUUGACACACUUGUUGAACAAAGGUUGUCAGAUGAGUUAAUGGCCAAGAAUGAAGCCAACAUUUCAUCUGAUGCCGAAUCGUCUGGCUCACUUAGGGCUAGAUUGGAGAAGGUUGUAGACAAAAUUAGAUAUUAUGAGUCAAGGCGAAAACUAGUUGAGGGUGAUGAAACAGAAAACUGCUCUUCUGUGCCUGAUGAAGAUGAGGCGGAUGAAGUUUCUGAUGAAGCAAUUGGUGCAAAGCUCAAUAUCUUAUAUACACAGAAAAGGGCAGUUUCGGCAGAACUUGCCACUGCACAUGCACGUGAAAAAAAAAUAGCUGAUGAAAACAAGUCUCUUAAGCACAAGGUAAGGAAGUCAAUUCUCGGAGAAGCAGAAAUUGUUGUGACAACACUCAGUGGGUGCGGAGGUGAUAUUUAUGGAGUUUGCUCGGAAACUGCUUCAGCUAAAAAAUAUGGGAAUUUCUCUGAGCAAGCUUUGUUUGAUGUUGUUGUUAUUGAUGAAGCUGCACAGGCUCUUGAGCCUGCAACUUUGAUUCCACUUCAGUUACUCAAGUCGAAAGGAACCAAGUGCAUAAUGGUUGGUGACCCAAAGCAGCUACCUGCUACUGUGAUGUCUGGAUUGGCUAGUAAGUUUCUUUAUGAGUGCAGCAUGUUUGAACGCCUUCAAAGAGCUGGUUACCCAGUUAUUAUGCUCACUAAACAGUACCGGAUGCACCCUGACAUUAGCAGAUUCCCAUCCUUGCAUUUCUAUGAAAAUAAAUUGCUCGAUGGUGCUCAAAAGGCUGAAAAAUCUGCUCCGUUCCAUAAUCACAGUUGUCUUGGUCCAUACAUGUUCUUUGAUAUUACUGAUGGUCGUGAGCGUGGUGGAACAAACGCUGCUGCACAAUCACUCUGUAAUCAGUUUGAAGCUGAUGCAGCUCUUGAAAUACUGUCAUAUUUAAAGAACAGGUAUCCAGCAGAAUUCUCCUGUAGAAAGAUAGGGAUCAUAACUCCAUACAGGAGUCAACUCUCCUUGCUGCGUUCGAGGUUCACUUCUUUCUUUGGGCCUGAGAUUGUUGCUGAGAUGGAAAUCAAUACCGUGGAUGGAUUUCAAGGUCGGGAAGUUGACAUUUUGCUGUUGUCAACUGUUAGAGCGUCCAACUCCUCAGGUGAUAGACAUCACACUGGUGAAGCUCGUAGCAUUGGGUUUGUUGCAGAUGUUAGGCGUAUGAAUGUUGCGCUAACACGUGCCAGGUUCUCUCUAUGGAUAGUUGGAAAUGCAAGAACAUUGCAGACCAAUUCACAUUGGGCUUCCUUAAUACAGAAUGCUAAAGAACGGAAUAUGUUCAUCUCAGUUCAGAGGCCCUAUGGUCUGAUCUUUGAAAAAGUCCAUGGUACCACUCAUAGCUACCAUAAUAGUCACCUUCAGCAACAGAAGGAAAAUGAAAAGGCUGGUACGGCAAACUCACAGGCAUUCCAUGCACAACUCCGUAAAGAACAUGUGGGACAUGCUGACAGGACUACAGAAAAGGAAGGUAAACAUUUACGCGAGGAUCAUUCAAAACGAGCAUCACGCUGGGAUCGAAAGAAUCCUAAAUUUCAAGAUUCCACCAUGCGAAAACCCAGCCAAGAUAAUGAACCGGCAAUGCAGAGUGAAGAUAUGAAAGCUACAAAGGGUUCAUUGAAACAAGAUAGUGGUCAGGACUCAGUGAUGAGAAAGCAAGGAGUAGAAAAGAAGUCGCUUGCUAAAAGGUUGGCAGCAGAGGAUCCUCAUGAUGGUUCUGAUGUCAGAUGGCAAAGGGAAUCACAUAAGCAUGUUAAGGAGACUGUUGGUAUGGAAACUGAUAAGGCCUUAUUUAAGCAAGGUGCACCCGAGAAUUCCAAGGUGAGAGUACAUAAUAAAGACAAAAAGAUCAUCAACCAAAGCAGUGAUAUGGGAACCAUCAAGGGUUCAUCAAAACAUGAUUCCAACUUUAAAUCAGUGGCCAAGAAGGAUGGUGAUUCUCCAUCAGCACACCAGGAUAUGCAGAAGUUGAUACAAAAGGCUAAAGGAACAAUGAAGUUUUCUGAAAAACCAAGACUCUGUAAUUCAAAUCAAGAGAAUUCCUUGGUUAAACAUGAUGCACUUUUGGAAUUAGCGAAUAAGAACAGUGGUACCUGUCCACCAACAAUCCCUGGUAUGAAGAAAAUGACUAGUAAGGUCAAAGGGACAAGGAAGUUUACGGAGCAACCAAGAUCUGGGAACUCUAAUCAAGUUGACCCCUCAGUUACAUCAUAUUUUGAUGAAGCAGGUAGCCAUAUACGGGAUCUCACGAAAAGCCAAGCUCCGAACCUAACUGUAACUAGUCAAAAUCAUCAAAUUGCUGCAAGGAAGCGUCAAAGGGAGGACGUUGAAUCCUUACUUUCUUCAGCUCUUAUAUCAUCAAAUAAGCCUUCCUCAAAGUGUCCUAAGAAGAAACAAAAAUGAGACCAUGUAGCAAAGGUGGCAGGAGACAAUUUUUUCUGCCCAACAUAUCCUUGGCAGCUUUAACAUGCUGAUUGGCUGAUCUCAUGAAUAGUAUAUGCUAUUGACUGUUGUGAUGUGCUGCAAAGCAGUAGCGAUACUUGAACUGUGAGUCUCCAAAUUAAGCGACACAUCAACUGAUUUUGCGAGAUAGGAACUACUGUGAUAUAUGUAGGUAUUUUGGAUCUUCUUCCCUGACCAUCGAUUUGGAUACAGGAAGUUGAAGGACCGUCUAGGAGGUGAUCAGAUUAUUUUGGUCUAGCUUUGAAGAUACUACUCGUAGAAGUGCAAAUUGAUUUUGCCCUGUAAAUAUUUGUACAAUGACAGAACUACAUGGGUUGGUGUCCUUAGAAAUUGUCCAAGAAAUGAAAUGGGUAUCACGUGUCUUGCAUA
This is a messenger RNA of Lolium perenne, 7802 nucleotides long. RefSeq lists its product as uncharacterized. Lineage: Eukaryota; Viridiplantae; Streptophyta; Magnoliopsida; Poales; Poaceae. Gene Ontology annotation, molecular function: helicase activity. The record is from RefSeq and is a predicted model, not a curated record.